Paramecium tetraurelia is the source of this 591-nucleotide messenger RNA. RefSeq lists its product as uncharacterized. The transcript has 4 exons. Gene Ontology annotation, molecular function: RNA polymerase II cis-regulatory region sequence-specific DNA binding; DNA-binding transcription factor activity, RNA polymerase II-specific. Gene Ontology annotation, biological process: regulation of transcription by RNA polymerase II. NCBI's taxonomy places the organism in Eukaryota, Ciliophora, Oligohymenophorea, Peniculida, Parameciidae. The record is from RefSeq and is a predicted model, not a curated record.
AUGAAAACACUUGAAAAUAUUUGGAUUACUUGGAUAACAUAGUAACAGACUGGAUAAAGCUAGAAUGAAGAAACGAAUAAAAAAAAUGAUCCUAUUGAUGUGGAAUGCACAGAAGAAACUAAUACAGUUGACAAGAACACUCUACUGAAAAAGUUUUUUGAUACACUGAAAUCGAGAAUAAUUGAUGAUAAAAUAUAUAGUACUUUUACAUAAACUUAAACAACCUAAUUUUUUGAAGAAGUCACUACUCAAAUAUAAAACAAAAUAAAACUCUAUGAAGACAUAUAGAAACUAAAAUUAUUAUCCAACUACCCAAUUAACUCUAAAAGGACCUACUCUAAAUAAGCUAAUAUGAUACUAAAAAAAUGGUUAAUUGAAAACUACAAUAAUCCAUAUCCAAAGCAAUAAUAAGUUGAAUAAUUAGUUCAAUUAACAAGUCUCUCUAACAAAUAAGUCUUAAACUGGUUCAUUAAUGCCAGGAAUAGUCUUAAAAGUAAAUCCUCUUAGCAAAAGAAGUUCAAAAAGGUCGUCGAGACUAAAUUUAAGGAGCUUGCUAUCUUAAAAAAAAAGAAAUACGAAUAAAUUAUUUGA